AUGAAAAAGAUAAGCAGUAGUGAUUUUCGACUAGUAUCCAUAGCUAUUGGAGAUUUUAAUGAUGAUAAUAAAUUUGAUUUUGCUGUUGGAGCUAAUUCUCAUCCGAAUUCAAUAGCUGUUGAUGAUUUUAAUAAUGAUAAUCAAUUGGAUAUUGUAGUAACUAAUGAAGAUGUGAAUAGUAUAGGUCUUCUUUUAGGUUAUGGAAACGAAAAUUUUGCCAAUCAAACAAUCUUAUUAAAUCAGUCGGACUUUCAACCCUUUUCUAUAACUAUUGCUGAUAUUGAUCAUGAUCAUUGUUUGGAUAUUAUUGUAGCUAAUCAUAAAAAUGAAAGUAUUAGCGUGAUUUUUGGUGAUGGAAAUGAUAAAGUUAAAUCAAUAAUUCAAUAUUCUAUUGGUUAUAGUUCUCGUCCAUAUUCGAUAGUACUUUAUGAUUUUAAUAAUGAUACUCAUAUAGAUAUAGCUGUUACUGAUGAUGCUACGAAUACUAUUAAUAUUCUGUUUGAAUAUGGAAAUAUUAGUUUCGAAAAAAUAAAUACACUUUCUACAGGAUAUAAUUCUAAACCAUUAUCUCUUGCCGUUGGAGAUUUCAAUAAUGACUUAUUACUAGAUUUAGCUGUGACUUUGACCGGGACUAAUAAUAUUGGAAUUCUUUCAAAACUAUGUUAA
Rotaria sp. Silwood1 is the source of this 666-nucleotide messenger RNA. NCBI's taxonomy places the organism in Eukaryota, Metazoa, Rotifera, Eurotatoria, Philodinida, Philodinidae. The record is from the annotation of a GenBank genome assembly.